This is a messenger RNA of Phyllostomus hastatus (greater spear-nosed bat), 2535 nucleotides long. It is a transcript of the gene ZWILCH, whose product is annotated as zwilch kinetochore protein. The coding region runs from base 224 to 2008 and encodes 594 amino acids. The transcript is spliced from 19 exons. NCBI's taxonomy places the organism in Eukaryota, Metazoa, Chordata, Mammalia, Chiroptera, Phyllostomidae. The record is from RefSeq and is a predicted model, not a curated record. Gene Ontology annotation, biological process: protein localization to kinetochore; mitotic spindle assembly checkpoint signaling. Gene Ontology annotation, cellular component: RZZ complex.
CUACCGUAAUGUAUUAUAGCUUUUUCUUAAGGAAAAGGAAAAAUUAUAGGGACAGGGAGAAUCGCUGUGGGCUGUAAAGGAAAACUUUAACUUGUGAACAAACUGGACCUGUUUUGGGGCCGUAGAAGUAGUCCCGGCGGGGGUGGGGUCAUGACUCCGGACGUCACCGACCGGCGCGCAGUUUAGUUUGGCGGUAUCGGAUCUGCUGCCCGGCGAAGGCGGGAUGUGGUCGCCAAUCAACCGAGCUGCCGAGGAGUUUUACAAUCGUCUCCUGCAGGAAUUUAAUGAAGAAAAGAAAGGAAUCUGUAAAGACUCAUUUAUCUAUGAGGCUGAUGUGCAAGUGCAGUUGAUCAGCAAAGGCCAACCAAAUCCUUUGAAAAAUAUUCUAAAUGAAAAUGAUGUAGUAUUCAUCUUGGAAAGAGUGCCUUUAGAAAAGGAAGAAACAAGUCAUGUUGAAGAGCUACAAUCUGAAGAAACUGCUAUUUCUGAUUUCUCUACUGGUGAGAAUGUUGGACCACUUGCUUUACCAGUUGGGAGGGCGAGGCAGUUAAUUGGACUUUACACCAUGGCUCACAAUCCUAAUAUGACCCAUUUGAAGAUUAAUCGGCCAGUUACUGCCCUUCCUCCCCUUUGGGUAAGGUGUGACAGCUCAGAUCCUGAAGGGACCUGUUGGCUAGGAGCUGAGCUUACCACAACCAAUAACAGCAUUACAGGAAUUGUCUUAUAUGCGGUCAGUUGUAAAGCUGAUAAAAGUUAUUCUAUAAAUCUUGAAGAGUUAAAAAAUUCACAUAAGAAAAGACAUCACUUGUCUACUGUUACAGCCAGGGGCUUUGCCCAGUAUGAGCUCCUGAAGUCCACUGCCUUGGAUGAUACAGUCCCUGCAUCACAAACUACGAUCACUUUGGAUAUUUCCUGGAGUCCUGUGGAUGAGAUUCUUCAGAUCCCUCCACUCUCUUCAACUGCAACUCUGAAUAUUAAAGUGGAAUCGGGAGACCCCAGAAGUCCUUUGAGUCAUCUUCACAGAGAAGUGAAAUUCCUCCUUGUUUUGGCUGAUGGUUUGAGGACUGGUAUAACUGAAUGGCCUGCGCCUCUAGAAGCAAAAUCCGCCGUUGAACUUGUGCAGGAAUUUCUGAAUGACUUAAAUAAGCUGGAUGGAUUUGGUGAUUCGACAAAGAAAGACACAGAGACGGUGAAGCACGACAGUGCUGCGUUGGAUCGUUCCAUUGAGUGUCUUUUCACAGUGCGGUGUGAUCUCGAUUUUGCUGAGCAGCUGUGGUGCAAAAUGAGUAGUAGUGUGAUUUCAUAUCAAGACCUGGUGAAGUGUUUCACGUUGAUCUACCAGAGUCUACAGCGUGGUGAUGUACAGCCAUGGCUCCAUAGUGGAAGUAAUAGUUUACUCAGUAAGCUCAUUCAUCAGUCUUACCAUGGAACCAUGGACACAGUUUCUCUCAGUGGGACUCUUCCAGUUCAGAUGCUUUUGGAAAUUGGCUUGGAUAAACUAAAGAAAGAUUAUAUCAGUUUUUUCAUAGGUCAGGAACUUGCAUCUUUGAAUCAUUUGGAAUAUUUCAUUUCUCCAUCAGUAGAUAUACAAGAACAAGUUUAUUGCGUUCAAAAACUCCACCAUAUUCUAGAAAUAAUAGUCAGUUGUCAGCUUUUCAUUAAACCUCAACAUGAGCUCCUCUUUUCUUUAACACAGUCCUGCAUAAAAUAUUAUAAACAAAACCCUCUUGAUGAACAACACAUUUUUCAGCUGCCAGUCAGACCAACUGCUGUAAAAAACUUAUAUCAAAGUGAGAAGCCACAGAAAUGGAGAGUGGAAAUAAAUAGUGGUCAAAAAAAGGUGAAAACAGUGUGGCAACUGAGUGACAGUCUACCUGUGGACCAUCUGAAUUGCCCCAAGCCUGGUAAAUAUGUUACAGAUUUUUCUGAAUUAACAUUAAACAGUAGCCUGGAAGAAAGGAUAUCCUUUACUAAUAUGGUUACCUGCAGCCAGGUGCAUUUCAAGUGAAGUGUGCUGGUCCUCUAUCAGCAUAAGCCCCAAAAAGAAAAAAUUACAGAACCUGAAACAGGAAUGUAUAUAAAUCUUUGAAGCAGAAAAUGGAUGAAGAUCGGAGAUUCCCUCUGAAAGAUGAAGCUGCAAAAUGGGGCAGCCCUGUCUCAGCUCUGGCUCCGCAGGAGGAGCGUUAAGAGAACUGCAGCAAUUAACACACAGAGGGUGCAGACUGUGGGUACCACGAUCUCCGUCACCAUCUGCAUGUGGCUUAACAAAGGCUCUGAAAUGGGAGAGAGAACACCAGCGCAAAUGGGAACGUGAUCAUUUUAGCAAAUACAAUUUCAUCCUGAAAGCUUUACCUGUAUUGGAAAAACUUGGAAAAUGGUAUCGCACUUUCUAAUUAUUCUCACUUUCUACAGAAGAAUGAAAUGUUAUAAAAAAUUAUGUGAGGGCUUUGGAAAAUAUUUCAGAAAAUAUAGGAUAAAAAAUACCUAAAUUUGGUUCUUCCAUAGGUACUGUAAUAAAGUCUAAAUGUGUAUUAA